Molecule: messenger RNA, 2376 nt
Organism: Xiphophorus maculatus (southern platyfish)
Lineage: Eukaryota; Metazoa; Chordata; Actinopteri; Cyprinodontiformes; Poeciliidae
Gene: guf1
Product: GUF1 homolog, GTPase
Exons: 17
Coding region: 273-2291 (672 amino acids)
Biological process (GO): positive regulation of translation
Cellular component (GO): mitochondrion
Molecular function (GO): GTP binding; GTPase activity; mitochondrial ribosome binding
Source: RefSeq, a predicted model, not a curated record
AUAAUUCUUUGCCGCUGACCUGUAACCCAAAAUGUCAGCACCCUGAACGCUCGUGCAAGGACUACUGUUUAUAGCGCAGCUGUGUUGUUAUGGGUUAUUUAUUUGAAGCAACCUGUUCACUAAGGUCUCACUUAGCUGCUUCUGCUAUGUUAGCAUGUUGCUAACCUUGCUAAUGCUGCGCAGGUAGCCUCUGGGAGGCUUGCUAGCAUUUCUCCUGCCCUGAUAAGAAUAAUACUAAUGAUAAUAAUAAUGCUGUGAGGUUUCUAGAAAACAUGACGUAUUUUCUAGUCAAACAGUUCUGCGACUUUUCUCUGUUAGGACGGGUUUUACCUUUUAAAGUGUGCAGACGGAAAAUACCGAGCUACAACCUUUGCUACAGGGUGCUGAGACACCGCUGGAUGAAAAGUCUGCCUGUUUUAUCCAGGAGCGUAAGCACACAACCAGCCAAGGAUGCUGUCGACCUGUCCAAGUUCCCUGUGGACAAAAUCAGGAAUUUCUGCAUCAUUGCCCAUAUCGACCAUGGAAAAAGCACCUUGGCUGACAGGCUGCUGGAAAUGACAGGCGCCAUCGCAAAGACGGAGAAGAACAAGCAGGUUCUGGACAAGCUGCAAGUGGAGCGGGAGCGAGGGAUCACCGUGAAGGCCCAGACGGCCUCGUUGUUCUACAGCCACGACGGACAGGAGUAUCUCCUGAACCUCAUCGAUACGCCGGGCCAUGUGGACUUCAGCUACGAAGUGUCCCGUUCACUUUCCGCUUGCCAAGGCGUCCUGUUGAUUAUUGAUGCCAAUCAAGGCAUUCAGGCGCAAACCGUCGCCAACUUCUACCUUGCCUUCGAAGCCCAGCUAGCUAUCAUACCUGUGAUUAACAAGAUUGAUUUGAAAAACGCCAACCCGGAGCGAGUGGAGUCGCAGAUCGAGAAGGUGUUCGAUAUCCCACGCGAGGAGUGCAUCAGGAUUUCAGCCAAGCUGGGAACAAACGUGGAGGCGGUUCUUCAGGCGGUCGUCGAAAGGAUCCCGCAUCCUGGAGGGAGCGUCGACGACCCGUUCAAAGCUCUGGUGUUUGACUCCAAUUUCGACCACUACAGAGGAGUGGUGGCCAACAUCGCCGUGAUCGGAGGUCGGGUGAAGAAGGGCGACAAGAUCGUGUCGGCGCAUCUCAGUAAAACCUACGAAGUCAAUGAGCUGGGCCUGCUGCGGCCAGAGGAGCACGCUACACAGAAACUCUUUGCAGGCCAGGUGGGUUACAUCAUUGCGGGGAUGAAGGACGUGAAGGAGGCCCAGAUUGGCGACACUCUUUACUGCCUCGAGCGUCCGGUCCAAGCUCUUCCCGGCUUUAAGCCUGCCAAAGCCAUGGUGUUCGCCGGCAUGUACCCAAUGGACCAAUCAGAGCACCCGGCCCUGCGGAGCGCCAUUGAGAGGCUGACCCUGAAUGACUCCAGUGUCACAGUGCAGAGAGACAGCAGUCUGGCCCUGGGAGCAGGCUGGAGACUUGGUUUUCUGGGUCUUCUUCACAUGGAGGUGUUCAAUCAGAGACUGGAGCAGGAGUACAACGCGUCGGUCAUAGUGACCUCCCCCACCGUGCCCUACAAGGCCAUCCUCUCCUCGGCGAAGCUCAUCAAGGAGCACGGCGGCGAGGAGGUAACCAUAGUGAACCCGGCUCAGUUCCCAGGCCGAUCGGUCGUGUUGGAAUAUUUGGAGCCCAUGGUGCUGGGGACGAUUCUGGCUCCAGACGCUUACACCGGCAAGAUUAUGAGCCUGUGCUUGAGUCGCAGGGGGGUGCAGAAGAGCGUGGUGUACAUUGACGAGCAGCGCGUCAUGUUGAAGUAUCUCUUCCCCCUGAAUGAGAUCGUUGUGGACUUCUACGACCUCCUCAAAUCAAUGUCGUCCGGAUACGCCAGCUUUGACUAUGAGAAUGCAGAUUACCAGGCUGCCGAUUUGAUAAAGAUGGACAUUCUACUGAACGGCCGGCCGGUGGAGGAACUUACCACCAUCGUACACAGGGAGCGUGCGUACAGUAUGGGGAAAGCCAUGUGUGAGCGCCUGAAAGAAUCCAUUCCCAGGCAGAUGUUUGAGAUCGCCAUACAGGCAGCCAUUGGAAGUAAAGUCAUAGCAAGAGAAACAGUAAAAGCAUUCAGGAAAAAUGUUCUUGCGAAAUGUUACGGAGGCGACAUAACGCGGAAGAUGAAGCUGCUGAAGAGGCAAGCCGAGGGUAAAAAGAAGAUGCGGCGCAUCGGCAACAUUGACGUUCCAAAAGACGCCUUUAUUAGUGUUCUGAAGAGGAAAGAAAAAUAAAACAUCAUUUUAAUCCAUUAUUUAUGGAUUUGCUGCAACUGUAAUCAAAAAAAAUAAAGGAAUUGCUCAUAUUUUUUUAACAAAA